CAUGAUCCUUUUUAACAGCCAGCCUCCUUUGCUUUGAUGAGCAUCGACAGAAUUCACGCAUAGGACAUAAGUCCUCAGUGCAAAAUGGAGACCAGUGCUUUUGAACAGAUGAAUGCCCGAGUAUCCAAACCCGUUUUUCUCGGCGUGCUCUGGGCCUUUACGUGGACCUCGUUCCUCUUCGUCCUCUUUCGUGUUGUGGUCCGAUUUGGAUCUUUCCGUCGCCUUUAUGUGGAUGACUAUCUUGUGGUCCUGGCGUGGGCAAUUAUGUUGACCACUGCGAUUAUCUGGCAGAUAGAAGGGCAGGUGCUGUAUGCGUUUUACGCCAUAAGCGCCGGGACUCAGUCCUACACCCCCGAGAUCCUCCCCAAGUUUGGUCGCUUCAUGCAGUUCAUUGCGCCGCUCACCAUCCUGUUUUACUCGGGGCUGUGGUGCGUGAAGUUCUCAUUUUUGGCCUUUUUCUUGCGGCUUGGCUCCAAGAUCCGAAGCCACCGGAUCUGGUGGUUUGUGGUUCUGUUUGCGACGGUGGCUGUGUGGAUUGCCUCAGUCGCCGAUAUCGACUACAAAUGCAGUUUGGGGGGAUUAGAGUAUAUCAUGACCCAGUGCGGCAAUCUCAAUCACGUCCAUUAUGAGAACCGCACCUUCUGGGCCAACUGCGCCGGGGAUGUGAUCACCGAUUUGUUGAUCCUUUCGAUUCCCGUCUUGAUUCUCUGGAAGACGCGGAUCUCCUUCCACAAGAAGCUCGUCUUGCUGAGUCUGUUUUCCGUGACGGUCGUGGUCAUGGCGGUAUCCAUCAUCCGCGUCGUUAUCAACAACUCGCUGGAUAAGUCCGUCGAUUUGGCAUGGUUAUACUUCUGGAGCUUUAUUGAAUUGGGAACUGCCAUCAUCAUUUCCUGUAUCGCCUCAUUCCGCCAACUGUUCGUCACGUCCCAGAACCAGCAUCUGUAUGGCAAGGCUGCCUACACGCCUUAUAACCCGCUUCUGAACAGUGUACGGAACCGCUAUGCGCGCACGCAGUCGGGACCAGGCACCGAGGGCGACGAGGAGUCGCACAAGAACGCGGGCGCCGCUAAGCUCGUACCACUAGACCUGGUCCAUGUGCGCAAUGAUUUUGAUCUGGCGAGUGAGCCAGCCAGUCGGAACCCCUCGCGCACCGGGGAGUCCAGGGACUGGCACUGAAAGCUGGCUCAAGGAAAAGCCGGCAUGAAAUUUAGCUUCAAUGUGCACUGUCUCCCGUGUCAGUGGUUGUCGGUGUCUGUAUGUGACACUGCAGGAGCCACUUUUUAUUUAUCUGUUUAUACCGUCAGCGUCUCUUUGAUGUAAAAUCCAUUCACCAGGCUUGAAACUCUCCAAG
Molecule: messenger RNA, 1351 nt
Organism: Aspergillus homomorphus CBS 101889
Lineage: Eukaryota; Fungi; Ascomycota; Eurotiomycetes; Eurotiales; Aspergillaceae
Exons: 5
Coding region: 85-1176 (363 amino acids)
Source: RefSeq, a predicted model, not a curated record